Molecule: messenger RNA, 1462 nt
Organism: Centruroides sculpturatus (bark scorpion)
Lineage: Eukaryota; Metazoa; Arthropoda; Arachnida; Scorpiones; Buthidae
Product: quinone oxidoreductase-like protein 1
Exons: 8
Coding region: 94-807 (237 amino acids)
Source: RefSeq, a predicted model, not a curated record
CAUCUGCGCUCGCGCCUCUUGUACAAUUGUAUUUACCGGUCGUUGCGUCACACUUCGAUUUCUGCAUGUAGCGAUCGAACAGCAAAGACAAACAUGAAGUCCAUAUUUAAAGAAGUUUGCGAUACUUACACGAAAAGAUAUCUAGUGGAAGAUAAUGCUGAAUUACCUUUAAUGACAAGAUAUUCAGUUCUAGUUCAAGUGAAAGCAUGUGCAUUAUCUGAAGUGGAUGACAAAGUCUUACAAGUAUUAUACAGAGAUUCAAAAAUAGUGAAAUAUCCAGUAGGACAGGAUAUAUCUGGAAUUGUUCGUGAAGUUGGUAAUGCAGUCACAACACUGAAGCCGGGUGAUGAAGUCGUAGGAAUUGUUCCUCUUGAUUAUGGAUUAUCUGGAUGUACUGAAUAUGUUGUGCUACAUGAAUUUGAUGUCAGUAAGUAUCUGGAUUCUUUAGUAUUAUUCGGGGAGUACGCCAGAAGAUCCAAAGGAAGACAGACGUAUUCCAUAUUGUAUCCCUACGGCCAACGCCCAUAUUCGAAUCCCAUAGUUCAUACAAAGUUUCUUGACCCACCAAAUUCUAGGACAUUGUAUUUGAAAUGUGCAAGUGUUGGAUUUCUGUUUGAACAAGCCUGGUCAUUAUCUUCAACUCAGCAAGGGAGAUACUUGCAUAUUCUUAUGGAUAUUAUGGAAAAAGUGGCAGACGGUAUAAUUGUCCCUAACAUACACCAUACCGUUCCUUUUGAUUCAGUAACGGAUGCCAUGAAGUGUCUUUCUGAAAUUCGAGUCGGAAAAGUUGUUAUGAAAAUGGAGUAAUAACUCUGAAGUAAAAACUUCAUUAAUAGAAGUGAAUAAUCUGCAGUCGUACGCUUUCUGUGACGUUAUUGUUAGAUGUAAUUAUAGGCCUCAGUAUAUUACAUCUGUGACAAUAUUUACUGGUCAUUUAUCUAUUUAGUCAGACAAGACUACAGUAUUUAACUAAAACUAGCCUUAAUAUUUAUAGUAAAGUUUUGUGAAAGUUCAUCAAAAGUAUACAAUAUAUACAGUAUAAAACAUGGAAGUUAUAUUGUAGUUAUUCAAGAAUUAGUUAAGGAUAUUGUUCAUUCAAAUUAUGAAAGAAAUGAUUAAAAAUUAUGAAAUAUAAAAUUAAUUAGCUUAAAUUAAAUUAAUCAGUAUUCUUCUGUAACAUGUACUGUACAUAACAUUGAACGAGUCAUUUAUGAUAAUUUAUUAUGUGCUUAGAAAUUUUGGAUGUAUUUAGAUAGUGUUUAUAAAGCUUCCUAUUAUGAUUAUGUUCCUUAAUUAUUAUAAUUUUGCUAUAUAUAUUUGUAGUUUGUCAUUUUAAAAAUUUUUAGUAUUAAUUUACUGUGAUUUCUCUUCAAUUAACUGAUCCAUCAACAUAAUUUUAAUAAAAAAAAUUUAUCAUAAUAAUAGUCAUUCCAUUUUUAUAAUCAUGGUAUAAAAAUUUUAU